Messenger RNA from Daktulosphaira vitifoliae (grape phylloxera), 2707 nucleotides. Its product is annotated as death-associated protein kinase 1-like. Gene Ontology annotation, cellular component: nucleus. The record is from RefSeq and is a predicted model, not a curated record. The coding region runs from base 368 to 2269 and encodes 633 amino acids. Gene Ontology annotation, biological process: intracellular signal transduction; positive regulation of apoptotic process; protein phosphorylation. Gene Ontology annotation, molecular function: protein serine/threonine kinase activity; ATP binding. NCBI's taxonomy places the organism in Eukaryota, Metazoa, Arthropoda, Insecta, Hemiptera, Phylloxeridae. The transcript has 6 exons.
GAUGGCAUUCGACCAUUUGCGGAUGUGUGGUCGACGUUGCCGGUCGUUGUCGUGUGUCCGGUUGUAAUGUAGCUGUGUGAUUAGUGGCGUAACGCGGGAGAUAAUAUUUUGUUAUUUUUGUGAUUAUUUGUUUUUUUGUUUUUAAAUUAAUUUUCCGCGUGAGUUUGUUAAACAAUUGAAUAUCGCCCGUUGUUCACGCGUAUUAUUGAAUACUGCGUGUAAACACGAUUAACAGUGUUUGUGUCGAUUGUCAUUGUCUUUGGAGUAACGACGAGAAAUCGUUAUUUCCAUCGUUGAGUGUCGUUGACGACCGUCGGUUGUAUUAGAUCGCAAAACGCGCGUGUUAUCCUGUAUUGCCGCCGUCGGCAUGAAGGAGGUGGUGUCCGUUAAUUUGACGACGCCGCCGCCGUCACAGCCGCAGCUGAUAAGGGCCAAACAACCGGGAUACCUGGAUUUGACGACCGAACAGGUGGACAGACUGAUCAGCAAGGAGCCCAUCGACAAGGAUUACGAGGUGGAGAUUGAACCCUUUGCCAGAGGCAAGUAUGCGACCGUCAGAAGGUGCAGAAACAGAAAAACAGGUAAACAGUAUGCGGCAAAGUUCCUCAGGAAACGGCGGCGGAAUGCUGAUUUGCGACCCGAAAUCCUUCACGAGGUGGCUGUGCUCGAGGCGUGCACAUUCAACAGUCGCAUAGUCAAUCUAUACAAAGUGUUCGAAACGACUACAGAAAUGAUCUUAUUACUAGAAAUGGCACCUGGAGGAGAGUUACAAAUGGUACUCGAUAGGGACGAAGUGCCGUCCGAGAUAGAAGUUGCUCGACUCAUGCAACAAAUACUCGAUGGUUUAAACUACUUGCACACCAUAAAUGUGGCGCAUUUAGACAUCAAGCCUCAAAAUUUAGUAUUGACUGCCGACUUUCCAAACUGUGAUGUUAAACUUUGUGAUUUCGGCAUAUCCAGGUACCUGAGCGAAGGGGUUGAUGUCCGAGAAAUCCUCGGCACGCCCGAUUAUGUGGCACCGGAAGUGCUCAACUACGAACCGAUAGACGUGCAAACCGACAUGUGGUCUAUUGGCGUUUUAAUGUAUGUCCUGUUGACCGGAUGUUCACCGUUUGGCGGUGAUACCAAACAGGAGACGUUUUGCAAUAUAUCACAGUGUAAACUCGAUUUCCCUGAAGAUCUAUUUCAGGACAUAUCUGAGGAUGCAAUUGAUCUCAUGAAAAAGCUGAUGGUGAAAAACCCUAGGAAUCGCCUCACCGCCAAAGAAUGCUUGGCUCAUUCAUGGUUUCAAAGAAUGUCGACAACAAUGUCCCGAAUCCCGUCAUUUAGAGAGAAUACAACUGAUACCAAGCCGAUGAAGACUCCUAAAAAAGUGGACGAAACCGACACGAUUACUGUAGUGAAACAAAUCCCACAAAUGUUGUUGUCCAAGAGCUGCGACAAUUCGCCCAGACCGGCGAUGAGCAUGUCCAGGCAAAAGUCGUUUAGAGACAACAUGGAGACGUUAGUGAAACGACUGGAACACGAGUUGAAUACCGAAAGCUGUACAAUUGGGAAAACCGAAGACGCUGCUGCCUACACGAACAACAACGCCACAACGUGUCGGACGUUGAGCCGAGCGAACGGCACACAGACUAUGCCUGUGGGCCUGACCAAAGACAUUGCGCCGUUUACAUUUCGGAGAGUGUACGUCGUGGACGAACCUCCGCAGGAGUAUCGACCUCGCGCGCCCUCCGUGUCGUCCACACCCAACAGCAGCAGCGCAGACAACUCGUCUAUUAGCGACUGUAGCAGCGAUACCGUCAGCGAGUUCUCCAUAGACUCGAGCAGUGACCGUUCGAGUAUCAUAUCGCUAGAAGAUUCGUUGGACGCUUGGUGCAGACCUUUGAGUCAGCAAACGAACAGAAUGGGGAAAAUGUCCACUUCGUGUUUCAACGUGUGGGAUGCUGCGGCGUCUCGAAGGAAAUGGCCAAAAGAAUGCAGUGGUGCCGUAGCCCGAGCCAUGUCUCAGUUUGCCAGUGGCGACUGUAAAGCGGAGUCCAGGCUCAAAGUGUUUGACACACGGAACGAGAUCAAAGACAAACGUUGUGUUGGUCUGGAAUUAAUGCGAGAAAGAAAUGGAAAUGUGGUAGUGAUACGCGAGAUCAAAGCCAACAGCGGAAGCAGGUAUGCCAGGUGCAGUGAAGUAAAAUGCGAGUCGGUGCAGUCGAGGAUUCGGAGGCUCCAAGUACACAACGCAGUGCAGAUGGAGAAAUCCAACAUUUUCUGACCUGCACACUACUCGGUCCUCUGUGCUAUCCAUGGCGACUUGUCGCUGCAUCUAGUCCAAUUGCAUCAGUCUUGUGUUUUUACUGUCUCAUACAAACAUUAUUUUAUUACUACUAUUAUUACUAUUAUUGUUUUAUUGUCAAAUUCCACAGAAAAUGUCAAUGUGAAAAAAACAAAUUAUUUAUAUUUUGUUUAGUGCUGUUACUUCAUUAAAAAAAAAAACACAAAUAUUAAAUUAUUAGUUUAUGGUUUGUUCGACUUACGCUGCAGGUAUAUUGUACCCAGAAGUGAAUUUGAAAUGUUUUUAAAUGUCAUACAUUUAAAGAUGAUUUUCUAACUGAAAAGAAUCUUUUAAAGACAUUUGAAAAUAAAUGUGACGUCUAAAGUCACAUGUGUGUGACUAACACGUGUGUGUUUCUUUUUAAUAUUUAAAAAGUAA